Carya illinoinensis is the source of this 1095-nucleotide messenger RNA. RefSeq lists its product as uncharacterized. The record is from RefSeq and is a predicted model, not a curated record. NCBI's taxonomy places the organism in Eukaryota, Viridiplantae, Streptophyta, Magnoliopsida, Fagales, Juglandaceae. The coding region runs from base 137 to 895 and encodes 252 amino acids. Gene Ontology annotation, biological process: proteasome-mediated ubiquitin-dependent protein catabolic process. Gene Ontology annotation, cellular component: cytosol; nucleoplasm. The transcript has a single exon. Gene Ontology annotation, molecular function: ubiquitin binding; proteasome binding; polyubiquitin modification-dependent protein binding.
UUAAAUUCUGUGGUUCUCACUAAAUUAUCGAAUAUCAAUUAAGUUUGCCUGAAAAGUGUCUGUUCUUAGUCCUUUUCUUUGCUGCCAGCUAAUCCCGCAGACAUAGCAACUAAGCAGGCUAAAUUUCAGGGACACAAUGAGGGUAAUAGUUGUUACAAGGGCACACCAAUUUGUGAUUGAAGUGGGUUUCCAGGAACCUGUUCUUGAAAUCAAAAGGAAGAUAGAACAACUCUUUGGUGUCCCUGUGGCUUCCCAAACUCUCUCAGUAUCAGGAUGGGAAUUGGUGGAUGGACUUGACAUGGAAGACUAUCCAAUUGUCACUGAAGGUACUAAAAUUGAUCUCACCAUCAAAUACCUCCUUAUGCUGCCUCCACUAAACCAUUGCAAUAGAAUCCAAAUUGUAGUGAAAUUUCCGGCUCGGCAGUUAAACAUAGAGGUAGAUGCAACAGAAACAGUGGGUAGUCUUAAAGAGAAAAUUCAUAUCAUGGAUGGAACACCUCUCAAAAGAAUGUCACUUUUCUAUUCUGGGAUGGAGUUGGAAGAUUUCCGCAAUCUAAACGAGUAUGGAGUACGCGAAUUUUCGGAAAUAGUUGUGUUCCUCAAGAGCAUGAAUCGCAUGACUGAUGAACCUCCAUCAACAAGGCUGAGUCUUGUGGUGCAAACUUCUUCUAGUUUGCUUAAUGCAGCUAGAAUUCCUGUGGAAAUGAAGGACUCAUGCACUGUCAAUGAGUUGAGGCAGAUAUUAUUGACCAGAGAAAUUCUUCCUAUUGAUGAUUAUUUGUUCAUCCACAAGCAGAGGAUAAUGCGUGACAAUUGCAGCCUCCGGUGGCAUGGUGUUGAGAAUGGGGACUGUCUCUAUGUAUUUAAAGGGACUGUUAGUCGAAGUGGAAGCUAGCUGAGAUCGAUGCUGCAUAUAUGUUUCUAUGCCAUGCAUUGCUAGAACCUGAAUUUAAACCAGAAUAAAUGUGAUCGAUUGAGGAAUUUACUAGAGACAGGCUAGCUAAAUUGCUUGAGAUAAAAGAGCAUUUUCUUAAACUUUAUUUGGAUGAUAUUAAUGUCAAAAUAAUUAUUGAGUUAAAAGGCAUUUUAUGACAA